GCGGAUUGGGCGGUUCCACAUGGAGGAAACGUACAGGUACUUCGGGCGAGCGAGCCGUCUUGUUGGACGAGCUGAUGCGACUUGGUGGAUCUAUAAGAAGGGGACGACGGUGCUGAGGUGAAACUCUGUCAACCGGAUAACCAUACCGUCUCUUCUCUGUCUCUCUCUCGCUCUCUCGCUCUUCCCUCUGGCAUCAUAAAACCCUCACUCACAGACCCGGGACCUAUCAUCUCAACCUCCCUAUCCUCCAUCCUCUCCCCGCUCCCCCCUCGGAAACCCCACGCAUUAAAAACAUCCAACACCACCACCCCAUGGCCACCACCACCGCCACCCAAAAAACCAUCGUCACAGUCCUCUACCCUUGCAAGCACGACGCCCGCUUCGACCUCGACUACUACCUCACGACGCACAUGCCGCUGGUCAAGCAGCACUGGCAGAAGCACGGCUUGCAGUCGUACCGCGUCGUGCAGAUGCAGGCGGACGCGCCCUACAGCAUCAUGGCGCAGAUGGAGUUUGCGAGCGGCGAGGCGUUUGGAAUGGCGGUGCGGGAUGAGGAGGCGAUGGGGGAGAUACGGGCGGAUGUGGUGAGGUUUAGCAGUGAGGAGCCGGUGAUUGUUAGGGGGGAGGUUGUGGGGGGUUGGGUGGAUGGGGGAGAUGGCAGAUAGGGUGUUGAGGGGGUGGAUGUUGGGUUUUGUAGGUUUCGAUGGCUGGAUCUGAGGGGAAGUUGGGAUCAGUGUUACUGGUAUAAGAUGGGGGAAUUCUCGAUGUGGAAAGCGGCCAUUGAGUAGGAGUACCAGAUAAUCUACUGUGGUUCAAUCCGAAACUGGCAGGACUGCCCCAUCUGAAGCUCGCAAAUGAAGUCGGGUCUGGAGAUGUCUAGGUGGAAGUACUGUGGUAUGUGUGAAUGAGGAUG
Molecule: messenger RNA, 913 nt
Organism: Westerdykella ornata
Lineage: Eukaryota; Fungi; Ascomycota; Dothideomycetes; Pleosporales; Sporormiaceae
Exons: 2
Coding region: 312-665 (117 amino acids)
Molecular function (GO): oxidoreductase activity
Source: RefSeq, a predicted model, not a curated record